CCAUGAACACUUCACUCGUUGUUCUCCUAGUUAUACUUUGCCACGUAGUUGAGUGCAUCGAAGAGCAGUCGAACAUUGCCAAUCUAGUGGAUGAGAUCAUCACCCAACUGACGCGUUCUGAAGCUGGCAGCCAUGACGUGGUCUUCGCAGGUCUUGAAGAUCCGAUUCUGGAAGGCGCCUUUCGAUCGCUUUCCUCAAGAAGUGAAGUAACGUUCCAGUUGCUGCAAAAUGGGCACGAAGCUGGAUCGUCAUCGAGAAAGAAAAUUUCACUUCUUCUUGUAGACUGCGCGAGUUUUAUUAACUUGCAAGUGUUUAGUGCUUUGAUGAAAAAUAUCGCAAAAUCGGGCUUGUGGCAGCCGAAGACUAAAGUGGUUGUUUUUAUGCGAAAUGAUCGGUCAAGUUUGAUGAAAAUUUUUGGUAACAUUUUAGCAAGGUUUGGCACAAAAAGUGUUAAAUUUGUGGAAUAUAAUGAUCAUUUCAUUCACUGUUAUUCGAUGAAAAUGUGUAACACUGCUAUUGAAUCUGUAAACAACACAACUUAUGACGUUUUUGAGCAAAAUUUUGUCAAUGUGAAUCAAUAUCUGUUUAAGAUUCAUUUGAAUCCUUCGAUUCCUUUCCAUCACUACGUGAGUGAGUCAAAGGCAAAAGGGAUUGAUGUUGAAAUCAUAGAAAUGAUCAUUAAACACCUGAACGGAUCUGUUAGGUAUUACAAGAAAUUGGGAGAUAUUAAUGAUGAAAAGCGUCCAAUUGAUAUGUCAUUGCAAUAUUUUCGAGAAGUUCUUAAAGUUGAUACAGUUUUUCUGCCGAACCACGAACAUCUGUGUAUCACUGUUCCAAAAGUACAUGAAAGAAUGAUGUUUCUUCAAUUAUUUAGGCCAUUUACUGCUGAAGUAUGGAUGUUUGCAGUCGCUGUUGCUUGCUAUCAUUUAGUCUUAAAACAUCGGAUUUUGAAAUCAGUUAAAAUCUUCAACUCCAUUAAAGAGCAUAUCAAAUUCUUCUCCAUAGCAAACGAAAUAUUCAAUUUCAUUCUAGUUGAAGCUUACCUUGCCAAAGUAAUAACAUUUCUUGCAACAAUGCAGUACGAGCCAAAUCCACGAUCCAUAGCUGACCUGAAUCGUCUCAAGCAAGCAUUUAUCGUGAACAAACAAGAGGCUUCACUUCUCAUCAAUUACCCAAACUUAAAGUUAUUACAUAAUUCAAACAGAAGUCCCGACUAUCUGGAAAAAUAUUCAACAGUUGUGUACUGCAAAAUAGCCGAGUAUUUUUUUCACAGUGAUGCAAACUUCAACCAGGAGACAAACGAUGCAAAAGUUUUCAUUUUGGAAGAACGGCCAGCGUCGGUGAUGAACUUUUACACAUUUCCCAGAUUUAGUCCGUUUACCGCGAUGUUUCAGGAAUAUAUCAAUCGAAUUGCGGACACAGGAACUUGGAGCAAAAUUUACAAUCAGUGGUCAACCUCGCCAGAUCAAUUUGAAACGUUCUUCGAGACCAGUGAACGGGUGAUCAAAUUUGACGAUAUGGUAUCCUUUUGGGUGGUAACUAUUGUAGCUUACUUGAGUUGCAUUUUUGUUUUACUGUGUGAAGUUUUUCUUAUCAAAUAUUGGAAAAUGAUAAACAUUUUCAUGAGGCAAAGGAUCGUGCGUAUGAAGUAAAAUUUACUAAAUUUGUAUAUCA
Messenger RNA from Culex pipiens pallens (northern house mosquito), 1674 nucleotides. RefSeq lists its product as uncharacterized. The coding region runs from base 3 to 1652 and encodes 549 amino acids. The record is from RefSeq and is a predicted model, not a curated record. The transcript has a single exon. Lineage: Eukaryota; Metazoa; Arthropoda; Insecta; Diptera; Culicidae.